ACUUGUGUAAAUAUUUUAACUGUUUCUGGUAUCUAUGUAAAAAUCUCAAAAUUUAUUGCUAAAGAAUAGGGGAUACACCAAAGAGAAGACCAAAAGGCCAAAAAGAAGCCCGUAAGCCUAGAAAACAUGAACUAACAGCGGACCAAAGCCUGACACUAGAAGCCCGAAGGCCCAUAAUGGUUUUGUUUUUGUUGUGAGGAAGAUUAAUUUAGAGAGGAAAGGAAGGAUGCAGUUGCAGAGAUGGUGGAGGGUAGCGGGAGUGGUGGGGAUAGCUGUGAUGGGGAGAGAAGUGAGCAAACAAUUGGGAUGGGAGAAAGAGGCGGCUCUGAAGGUGUUCGUUGAAUUGUCGGAUCGGUUGGGAAUAUGGGGCAUGCCUGUUUACGUCGGGGUUCAUACCCUCACGCUCGCACUCUGCUUGCCCUACGCCGUUUUCUUCGAGGCUGGAGCUUCUCUGCUUUUCGGGUUCUUGCCUGCUGUGCUUUGCGUCUUUUCCGCCAAGAUCUUGGGGGCUUCCCUCUCUUUCUGGAUCGGCAGGCUAGUUUUUAGGAGGUCAAGCUCAGCCAUGGAGUGGGCUCAGAGAAACAAAUAUUUUCAUCUGCUUUCUAGAGGAGUUGAACAAGAUGGUUGGAAAUUUGUCCUUCUUGCGCGCUUCUCUCCCAUGCCUUCCUAUGUGAUUAACUAUGCCCUCGCUGCUACAAAGGUCGGCUUCAUAGUUGAUUUCCUACUCCCAACUGUCAUCGGUUGUUUGCCAAUGAUCUUACAGAAUACAUCCAUAGGGAGCCUUGCCGGUGCUGCUGUUGCUUCAACAUCUGCUACUAAAAAAUCCAAGGUGUGGUCUUACCUAUUUCCAUUACUUGGCGUUGUAUCAAGCAUCCUCAUUUCUAUGAGAAUCAAAAAGUACUCUUCCAAUAUCACGAUGCCCGGAUCCACUCUUACCAAUCUUAACAAUAAGGACUCAUCGCAAAGCCUUUCUGGUAGCACAGAUAGUGACAGCCAGAAGAAGAGUCAAUAAAAAGACUUACUAGUGCUGAUUUUUGGAGUGGUAUUUACCCAGAUAUUUUAUAGAUAAUGAUUUGUGAAUUUUGAUCCAUUCUUUUUAUCUAAAAUAAAUGAAAAAGUAAUAGAGCUACCCCAACUAGUUAGUUAAGGAUUACGGAUUCGAAUCUAGUUGUAUUAUUCUACCGACUAGCUAACAUUUAUGAUUUAGUUA
Molecule: messenger RNA, 1210 nt
Organism: Mercurialis annua (annual mercury)
Lineage: Eukaryota; Viridiplantae; Streptophyta; Magnoliopsida; Malpighiales; Euphorbiaceae
Exons: 2
Coding region: 227-1012 (261 amino acids)
Cellular component (GO): membrane
Source: RefSeq, a predicted model, not a curated record